CCGGUGCAGACUCCCGCAGUAAAGGAGCGUGCUAGCACGCUGACUGACUUACCCCUUGCUCCAGGAGAGCCCGCAGUGUUAUGAUCAUCGUGCCGGCUGCAGCACCCCGACCGCCCGCCCGAGCCGCUUCGUCCUUCCCUGGGCACCGAGUGGCGCACACCUCCGGCAGGAAGGAGCCGUCAGACGGAUUAGUUGAAUCGGCGUGGCUGAUCUCUCGCCUCCGGCUAUUGGACGUUCCUGAGUUGUCGCUGUCAAGCCGCGGGGAUGAUCCAAUUAUGUGUUUAGCGGCGAGGCGCUAAGAAUAGAGCAAAUUACAGCAAAGAGGUGGGCGAAAAAAAAAAAAAAAAAAAAGUUUCUCAAAUGAACCAUGCCAACCUGCAGAUCCACGCCGAAGACGAGGUGCUCUUCCCGGGGAGACGUCGAAGCAGCGAUGCGCUGAUUGGGAGGAUGACUUUGGGUCCUUGGUGGGAGCACUGAAGACGGAGCACAACGACGGACGGGAUUGGGUUACAUAUGUGACCAGGUGCAUGCUGGGAAUGUGUGCAGGAUGAGCAGCACAUUCGUCACAUUAGCAGAAGUACUGGAGGCCCGAGGGGGGCCUCUGCUGGAGGAGGAGGUCUGGUCCCUGCUGCUGGCUACUGCAGAGUGUUUAGUGGAUGCCUCCGAUAAAAGUCCUAACAAUAUGUGCAAUAUCAUCAGCCCCUCCUCCUUGCUGCUAUCAGCUACCGGUACCUUGGCGUUUAAGAACUGUGGCCUAUCAGAGGAGGCGUCGACCUUCACCGCUCCAGAGAUGCUGCAGGGCCGCGCCAGCUCCACCAAACCUGCCGUAGAGAGGAUGCUGGUGUAUUCACUGGGAAUGACUCUCUACUGGUCAGUUGAUUUUCACCUACCUCAAAAUCAGCCGGUGCAGUUGAGCGACCACCUAAACGGCCUCCUCCUCAGCAUGUGCGAGGACGUGUCCCACCGCAGGCUCAAUCUCACCUCCAUCCUGGAAGCCUGCGAGUCCCAGCAGAAAGCCUCCAACCUGCCGCCCUCCGCCGACGUCAUCAGGCAGCUUGUGGAGGAGGUCUUCAGUGACUCUAUGGACCAUGGCUCUGACAGCGGCGUGCCACUGAGUGGGCGGAGCCAGAUGAUCAGAGAAAGGCUUCAUGGAAGAAGAGGACCAUUAGCAGACUUCACUGACGCGUGUUCUGAAAGGAGAAGAUACUCCACAGACUCUGACUCCAAGUCGGGGAGUUUACCUCAGAGAUCUUGGAAGCACAGACCAAGGAGCUCACCGACACUUCUGUACCAGUCGUCUUUGGAGAGGCAUGUAUCGCAGCACAUUAUCUACCCUUUUUGCUGUCUGUUUAUGUUCACCUUACAUAACACCUCACCUUGCCCCGUUACCUCCAGGCACCCCCGAGGGGCUCGUCGCAGGGACAGCACCUGCAGUUGGGUGGGCCGAAGCCCCCACCACGACGUGUCUCCGAAGGCGUCGGGCAGGUCUCACAGUCCUUCCAUCACUUUCAGUGAGUCCUCCAUCAGCCUGAGCCAGAGGAAAGCCAAGGCUUUGGGUCCAGAGUUUAUCCGAAUGGCUGACGAACAGCAAAUUGUUCUGGAGCUUCCAGGGUCUAUUGUGUCCAGAAAGGGCCGGCUGUGUUCAUCUCAGAGAGAAGUGACGGUGGUGCUGCCGAGUGGGCAGUACGUGGUGGUCCGCUGUGACGUCAAGUCUCAAGCGAGAGACGUGUUUGACAUGGUGGUGGCUCACGCUAAUCUAGUCGAGCACUUCUACUUCGGUCUUGCCUUCCUGGAUGAUGAUGAAUAUUUUUUCCUGGACCACGAAACCAAGAUCUCCAAAGUGGCUCCCGACAGUUGGAAAAAAGGGCAGAUACUUUCCUUUUUGGUGUUUCUACGGGUCAAGUUUUUUGUUGACGAUAACGCCUUCAUUUUGCACAGACUGACGCGCCACCAGUACUACCUGCAGUUGCGUAAAGACAUCCUGGAGGACCGCAUUUACUGCAACGAGGAGACGGGCUUGUUUCUGGCCGCUCUCGCUUUGCAGGCUGAAUUUGGGGACUACAUGCCGGAGUUGUACGGGAAGAGUUAUUACCAGCCAGAGCAUUACGUGUCCAAGAGGAUGCUGGAGAGGCUGGCUUUGCCCAAUGUGAAGGAGGAGUUGCCGAGACUACAUGCAAGUCAUGCUCCGAUGGGACCUGAAGAGGCGGAAACAGAAUAUCUGAAGAUUGCCCAACAACUGCCAGAGUACGGAGUUAUGUUCCACCGUGUGGGCAGAGAAAAAAGGCCUGUGAUCGGAGAAUUGGUUCUGGGGAUCUGUGCCAAAGGAAUGAUUGUGUACGAGAUGAAGAACCAGCUCCGGACUGUCACUCGACGCUUCCUCUGGAGAGAAACCGACUCGAUUUCCACUGGGCGACGUAAACUAAUCAUCGAAUGUGGUGGACCAAGUGGUAAAAAGCACAGUUUUACAACGGAGAGCUCAAAAAUAGCACAAUACCUCCUCAACCUCUGCUCCGCACAGCACAAAUUCCACAGCGAGAUGACGUCACGACAACAGAACCAUAGUAUGAUGCCAGAUGAAAGCUUGUCGGUCUACCCGGGUUGUAACAUGAACCUGAAGCGGAUAUCGUGCUCGGAGGGCAUGUUGAACCAUGUUGGUUUAGCACCGGGUCAACCCGAGUCGCUUUCCAAAUCCUGCGAGGAUCUGACCGCCAAGUUGGAGGCUCGACUACGGCAGCAGAGGGAGAUGAGGCGGGAGAUGAGCAGGGAGAUGAACAAGGAAGGGACGGGAGAACUCAGGGAUCUGAAAGAGCGUCCCUACUGGAGCACGCCCGAGUCCAUUCCCAGGAUGAUGUCCAGCGUUUCGCUGCAGAAACAAGACUGGGAUGCUUCUUCUUCCAUACGAGUCGACACACCAACAAGGUCUUCCCCAGAGAGGGAAAUCAUCUGUGUAACCCUCAAGAAGGAUCCCAAACUUGGCUUUGGCUUUGUGAUCGUAGGUGAGGACAAUACAGGUAAACUCGACCUUGGGAUCUUCAUUGCCUCCAUUGUGCCCGACGGACCUGCGGACAAAGAUGGACGGAUCAAAGCCGGCGGACGUCUAAUCUCCCUAAAUAAGACCAGUUUGGAAGGGGUAACAUUCAGCGAUGCUGCUGUCAUCUUGCAGAGUAGUCCUGAGGAAGUGGAGCUGAUCGUGUCUCAGCCAAAACAGUGUCUAAAAGACAGUAAGAACUCCCUGUGCCAAAGCACCCUGGGGUUGGCCUUGGAGAGGAGCUUUGGCUCUCAGACCACACUAAGCGGCACCGAGUUCCGCCACGCCAUGGAUGAACUGGAGGAGGCCAUCAGCAUGGCUACCCCCAAACGGAAUCGGAAACUUCACAUUCCAGUGGUGCGAAUACACGACGCGCAGGACAUUUGCUCCAGAUCUCCUUCAGUCCUAAGUCUAAAAGCUGGGGAGAAGUUUGUAGUGGAGCUAAAGAAGAGCAGCGGGAGUCUCGGCAUCAGUGUUGCAGGAGGAAUAAACACAAACAUGAAAUAUGGAGGCAUCUACAUCAAAACUCUGGUCUCUGGCGGUGCUGCAGACCAAGAUGGACGCAUUCAAAUUGGGGACAGACUGCUGGAGGUUGACGGCUCCAACCUGAGGGCCGUGACUCACCAACAAGCUGUGGAGUGCCUGAAGCGGACUGAGGAGGUGGUGAACCUGCUGUUGGAAAGAGAACCGACAGUCAUCUUGGAGCCCAGGACCGACAACCCCUUCCCCACCUCCAUUCACAGUGCAUCACACGCACAGCCCCCCAGGACUGAGGUCUCCUUGGAAACAACCUUGAGUGGCCCAGCCAAGGACUACAGCUUUGUGACUGAUGAGUCAUCAAAAACUGAUGCUGCUUUGUUACCCCCGAGACCCUUCACUGUCCAACCGGUGCAGUUGAGCGACCAUCUAAACGGCCUCCUCCUCAGCAUGUGCGAGGACGUGUCCCACCGCAGGCUCAAUCUCACCUCCAUCCUGGAAGCCUGCGAGUCCCAGCAGAAAGCCUCCAACCUGCCGCCCUCCGCCGACGUCAUCAGGCAGCUUGUGGAGGAGGUCUUCAGUGACUCUAUGGACCAUGGCUCUGACAGCGGCGUGCCACUGAGUGGGCGGAGCCAGAUGAUCAGAGAAAGGCUUCAUGGAAGAAGAGGACCAUUAGCAGACUUCACUGACGCGUGUUCUGAAAGGAGAAGAUACUCCACAGACUCUGACUCCAAGUCGGGGAGUUUACCUCAGAGAUCUUGGAAGCACAGACCAAGGAGCUCACCGACACUUCUGUACCAGUCGUCUUUGGAGAGGCUCCCCCGAGGGGCUCGUCGGAGGGACAGCACCUGCAGUUGGGUGGGCCGAAGCCCCCACCACGACGUGUCUCCGAAGGCGUCGGGCAGGUCUCACAGUCCUUCCAUCACUUUCAGUGAGUCCUCCAUCAGCCUGAGCCAGAGGAAAGCCAAGGCUUUGGGUCCAGAGUUUAUCCGAAUGGCUGACGAACAGCAAAUUGUUCUGGAGCUUCCAGGGUCUAUUGUGUCCAGAAAGGGCCGGCUGUGUUCGUCUCAGAGAGAAGUGACGGUGGUGCUGCCGAGUGGGCAGUACGUGGUGGUCCGCUGUGACGUCAAGUCUCAAGCGAGAGACGUGUUUGACAUGGUGGUGGCUCACGCUAAUCUAGUCGAGCACUUCUACUUCGGUCUUGCCUUCCUGGAUGAUGAUGAAUAUUUUUUCCUGGACCACGAAACCAAGAUCUCCAAAGUGGCUCCCGACAGUUGGAAAAAAGGGCAGAUACUUUCCUUUUUGGUGUUUCUACGGGUCAAGUUUUUUGUUGACGAUAACGCCUUCAUUUUGCACAGACUGACGCGCCACCAGUACUACCUGCAGUUGCGUAAAGACAUCCUGGAGGACCGCAUUUACUGCAACGAGGAGACUGGCUUGUUUCUGGCCGCUCUCGCUUUGCAGGCUGAAUUUGGGGACUACAUGCCGGAGUUGUACGGGAAGAGUUAUUACCAGCCAGAGCAUUACGUGUCCAAGAGGAUGCUGGAGAGGCUGGCUUUGCCCAAUGUGAAGGAGGAGUUGCCGAGACUACAUGCAAGUCAUGCUCCGAUGGGACCUGAAGAGGCGGAAACAGAAUAUCUGAAGAUUGCCCAACAACUGCCAGAGUACGGAGUUAUGUUCCACCGUGUGGGCAGAGAAAAAAGGCCUGUGAUCGGAGAAUUGGUUUUGGGGAUCUGUGCCAAAGGAAUGAUUGUGUACGAGAUGAAGAACCAGCUCCGGACUGUCACUCGACGCUUCCUCUGGAGAGAAACCGACUCGAUUUCCACUGGGCGACGUAAACUAAUCAUCGAAUGUGGUGGACCAAGUGGUAAAAAGCACAGUUUUACAACGGAGAGCUCAAAAAUAGCACAAUACCUCCUCAACCUCUGCUCCGCCCAGCACAAAUUCCACAGCGAGAUGACGUCACGACAACAGAACCAUAGUAUGAUGCCAGAUGAAAGCUUGUCGGUCUACCCGGGUUGUAACAUGAACCUGAAGCGGAUAUCGUGCUCGGAGGGCAUGUUGAACCAUGUUGGUUUAGCACCGGGUCAACCCGAGUCGCUUUCCAAAUCCUGCGAGGAUCUGACCGCCAAGUUGGAGGCUCGACUACGGCAGCAGAGGGAGAUGAGGCGGGAGAUGAGCAGGGAGAUGAACAAGGAAGGGACGGGAGAACUCAGGGAUCUGAAAGAGCGUCCCUACUGGAGCACGCCCGAGUCCAUUCCCAGGAUGAUGUCCAGCGUUUCGCUGCAGAAACAAGACUGGGAUGCUUCUUCUUCCAUACGAGUCGACACACCAACAAGGUCUUCCCCAGAGAGGGAAAUCAUCUGUGUAACCCUCAAGAAGGAUCCCAAACUUGGCUUUGGCUUUGUGAUCGUAGGUGAGGACAAUACAGGUAAACUCGACCUUGGGAUCUUCAUUGCCUCCAUUGUGCCCGAUGGACCUGCGGACAAAGAUGGACGGAUCAAAGCCGGCGGACGUCUAAUCUCCCUAAAUAAGACCAGUUUGGAAGGGGUAACAUUCAGCGAUGCUGCUGUCAUCUUGCAGAGUAGUCCUGAGGAGGUGGAGCUGAUCGUGUCUCAGCCAAAACAGUGUCUAAAAGACAGUAAGAACUCCCUGUGCCAAAGCACCCUGGGGUUGGCCUUGGAGAGGAGCUUUGGCUCUCAGACCACACUAAGCGGCACCGAGUUCCGCCACGCCAUGGAUGAACUGGAGGAGGCCAUCAGCAUGGCUACCCCCAAACGGAAUCGGAAACUUCACAUUCCGGUGGUGCGAAUACACGACGCGCAGGACAUUUGCUCCAGAUCUCCUUCAGUCCUAAGUCUAAAAGCUGGGGAGAAGUUUGUAGUGGAGCUAAAGAAGAGCAGCGGGAGUCUCGGCAUCAGUGUUGCAGGAGGAAUAAACACAAACAUGAAAUAUGGAGGCAUCUACAUCAAAACUCUGGUCUCUGGCGGUGCUGCAGACCAAGAUGGACGCAUUCAAAUUGGGGACAGACUGCUGGAGGUUGACGGCUCCAACCUGAGGGCCGUGACUCACCAACAAGCUGUGGAGUGCCUGAAGCGGACUGAGGAGGUGGUGAACCUGCUGCUGGAAAGAGAACCGACAGUCAUCUUGGAGCCCAGGACCGACAACCCCUUCCCCACCUCCAUUCACAGUGCAUCACACGCACAGCCCCCCAGGACUGAGGUCUCCUUGGAAACAACCUUGAGUGGCCCAGCCAAGGACUACAGCUUUGUGACUGAUGAAAACACGCAUGAAGUGAUACUGAAGAAAAGUUUGUCGGGGCUAGGCUUUAGUUUCAACAUUUCCCAGCUGCACUCAGGUCCAGACAGGGGCAGCGUGGUUCGCAUCAAGCGCCUGUUCCCGGGUCAGCCAGCUCUGGAAAGUGGUCUUUUACGAGAAGGGGACGUUAUCCUAUCCGUCAACAAGGAGCCUGUCAAGGAUCUUUCCUACCAGAGAGUUUUGUUCCUGCUUCGUGGCGCCCCUUCUGAGGUCCACCUCUUGAUCUGUCGACCCAAUCCAGGAGUGUUUUACGACGCUGAUGACAACACUUUGAGUCCUGCACCCACCAGGGAGGCUCGAUCCCGCUCUCUGGACAUCCGACUAGGAGACGACUACAGCCAACUUCUUAAGUUUCAAUUCGACCUCAACAUACCUGCUCAGAGGCCGGCCACUGCCCUCCAAGAAGUGCUGCCCGAAACUUCAGAGAAAAGUCAAGAACCUCCUGAAGCUCCACGGUUUUCCGAGGACCAACAGAGGGAAGUCCAAGGCCAACAGACUCCUCCAUUGUCACCUCCCGUACCCACUUCUCCAACGACGCCAGUCUCACCCGCCUCGCCUAGUUCACCAAUCUUGCCUCAAGUUUGCUUCCGACCAGCUCAACAAUUGAGGCCAACUUCCAAGACACCAGGAGGACAAGAGGAGGUGGAGACGAAGAAGGCAAGCGAGGAUGUGGAGGUGGUUGUUGCAGCAAGCUCAGCUGCCAUUUUAAAUGACAUCUCUCCCAAGACUGCUUCAAACUCUAAGUAUGCCAGUGCCGUUCGAGAAGAGGCGGACGGAAGUGUGACUUAUUGCCUGGUGGGAAAUGGACUGACUAUCAUGGCAGAUGAGGAAUAUUUGACCAUUACGUCCACUUUGGAACCUCAACAAGGUUUUCAGUCCAAUCAAGCCACACAAACGCCAGUAUCUGACCUCACAGGCCUCAACUCUGAGACCAUGAUCACUUCCUCAAGUUUCUCUCAGACUUCCAAUACAACAUCUAGGUUUUCACAAACCCCUAACACAUCUUCUGGUCUCUUGCAGACCUCCAACACAUCUGGUUUUUCUCCGACCUCCAACCCUAUUUCCUCUCAGACCUCCAAAAUAUUGUCAAAUUUCUCUCAAACUUCCGAUGCUUUGUCUAGUCUCAGCUCUCAGAAUCCCAUCACUACAAUGUCACUGCUGAACCUCUCGUCUGACACCCUGACGACUUGUGCCCUGGCGCACCCGUCUCAGCCGCUCACCACUCAGCCAUCCAAGGCCAAGCACCACCACUCACUUCUUCCCAAAAACAGCCAGCCUACUCUGCCACUCCCUCAGAAUCCCAUUCCAGCAGGGAACCCCAUCACGACCCAAAUCAUUUCUUCAACGCCUCCUUGCAUCAGCACACCUGCUCCCACAGAACCCUCACCGGUGGUCCAGAGCCACGCACAGAGGAGAGAUGAGCCUGAGAUGAACAAAAGGGAAUUUAAGGAUGAUUAUGAGGAGGAAGAUGAAGAAGAGAGUAGAAGAAAGGCGUUUGUGAAAGAAUUUGAGUUGACGGUACUGCUGACCAAGUCCAGGAGUGGAAGCUUUGGGUUUACCAUCACCCGAAGCAAACUGGACAACUGCUACUACAUACAGGAAAUACUGGAAAACCCAGCAAAGUCAGACGGACGCCUCCGAGCAGGAGACCGACUUAUUACGGUAAAUGGGCAUGAUGUUACCAAAGUGGCGGAUGAAAUCGCCAUGACAAUUCUCAGGUCCUCUCCCAGGAGACUCAGUAUGACACUGGGGAGGGCUGUUAGCAACCUGGUGGCGCCCCCUUCUUGUGACAGCCUGCCUGAUAUCGUCCUUUACAAGACACCUUCAGGACAGCUAGGCAUUAAAUUGACUGGCGGCAUUGGCAGCAAAUGGCAGGGCAUUUACUGCCUGGAGGUAGUGCCAGGCUCCCCGGCCAGCGAGGAGGGCAGCGUUCAACCCAACGACAAGAUCCUCUACAUCUGCGGCAGAUGCACUUUGGGGAUGACCCUAGAAGACGCCGUCAAAGCUUGUGAGAUCGCCCCGCGUAAAGUCAAACUCAAAAUCCUGAGAGAUGACCAGCCGGUGCCUCCCAAGGCCAAAUGGAACGGUCUGUUUGACUGGAAAAAGGAUAAGAAGAUUUUUGCUCGCUUUGAAGAGCCUGUCUCUCCAGAGAGAGAAUCACCACCUGAAAAUAUUGAAUCCGUUAAUAGAACAGCUGGUAACUUCCGAUGUCUGUCUGUGGCUGAACAGCAAGAUAGUUGCAUCAUGCAAGUGGAUUUCUCCAAACCAGAAGGUGGAGGUCUUGGGUUCGCUUUGAUCGGAGGGACCAAUGGCAGCAUGCUGAGGGUGAAAGAAAUCUGCUCUGGUGGUGUAGCUGAGCAAGAUGGUCGUCUCAGAGUGGGAGAUAUUCUUUUAGAGGUGAACGGUGUCAUUGUGUCUGGACUGAGCCACAGUAAAGUGGUGGAUCUUCUGCGUAAAGCCGAGGGCACGGUGCAGCUCACCAUUUGCAGAGACAUCCUGCCGCUGACCUAUUCCGAGUCACCCACACCACCCAAUAUGGCCACAGAGACCGACACGAUCAUGGCGGAGCAGCCGGUUACCACCUCAGAUGCUUCAACCUCACCAGACGCUAUGCUGAAUAAGCCAGUGAAGCGCCCGCCUGAACCGACUGCUGAGUGUGUGUUUAAUGAAUCAGGAGUGUUAGUCACCACGCCCCCUCCUCCUCCACGACAACUGACCGUGGUGACAGAUGAAACGUCACCCAACGAGGAGAGCUGUGACAACACUCCUUCUCACCAAGCUUGCUGCCCGUCACUGAACGUCACUGAAAUGUUGCACGGAGCUUCUGACAGGAGACAAAUUGUGACCAAACUGUUGGACCGGUCCUGCAAAGGCACCCGUAAACCCCAAUCGGACGGCUGGAGCAGCGAAGACGACGCAGACGACGUGUUUGACGCCGCUGGUCACCAAAUGACCUCGACCCAGACAGGCCCUGCUAUAGUAACAGAGGAGGAACUGGCCAGAUUAGCCCUCAUUAGCCCCAUGAGAAGCAACCAGUAUUCAGGAUCCAGGGUCAAAGCCCUCAUUCAGAUCCUGCAGCAUCAACUAGACCAGCAGGAACUGAUCAAAGAAUUCAUGGCUCUGGAGCACCUGAAGCCUUCUGACGACUGUCUGAUGGGAAAAGCCCCUGAGAACCGAGACAAGAACCGCUACAGAGACAUCUUACCCUACGACAAAACCCGCGUCCGCCUGGGCGAGAACGGCGAUUACAUCAACGCCAGCUAUAUCCGCGUGCGAGUCGGAAGCGAAGAAGUCUCCUACAUCUCCUGCCAGGGCUCGCUACCCUCCACGGUGUCGGCAUUCUGGCAGAUGAUCUGGGAAAACAAAUCGGACGUGAUAGCCAUGAUGACGCAGGAAGUAGAAAGGGCGAGGGUCAAAUGUCACAAGUACUGGCCGGGGAAGAUGAGCGAACCCCUUGACACGGGCAAGUAUCAGGUCCACCUGGAGAACCAGCAGUACUUGGACUACUUCCACAUCAAGCUCAUCCGUAUCGUGGAAAAAGAGACGGCUGAGAGCCACACAGUCCAUCACCUGAAGUUCACACACUGGCCCGAUCACGGUGUUCCGCACUACUCCGAGCACCUGGUUCGCUUCAUCCGCUACCUGCGCUCCGUACACCGCCAGGGCCCCGUCACGGUCCACUGCAGCGCCGGCAUCGGACGCUCGGGAGUUCUCAUCUGCACUGACAUUAUUCUGCGACUCAUUGAGAAGGACUUGCCGAUCAACGUCAGCGACAUCGUAAAGGAGAUGAGACUUCAGCGGCACGGGAUGAUUCAGACCAAGGAACAGUACCUCUUCUGCUACAAAGUCUGGUUGGAGGUUUUACAGGGCAUUUUACAGCUCCACGGCACCCAGUGGCCGCCGGAAAGUCCCCAAGACCACAAAAUUGUUUGAAUGUUUGCGUUCGAGCGCACACCUUCCUACAGCGCUUGACUGUUUUCAUACAGUGUGUGUGUGUGUGUGUGUGUGUGUGUGUGUGUGUGUGUAGGCACUUACAUACAGUACAUGUCCUCCUUGCGUCUGUCUUUAGACCUUUUCUCGCAUUUUUCAGGCUUAGUGAUCUGCCUUAUGUCCUUUAUUUGAUUGGAUGAUGUCUCUCAAUGGCGUUAAAUUUGCAAAUUGCCAUCAUUAGUUUAGAAAAUGUAGGACUGAUCUCCAGGUCACCCGUGCAUAAGAUCAUCUUACCAAAGUUUAUUAUCUGAUAAGUCGACGGAUGCGAGUUGUUUUUAUUUCAUCAAGUGCAUUUGUACCCUGGACGGAAAAACUAGGGCUUUCGGCAAAAAGAACAUUACUGAUUGUGCGAAUCAUCUAAAAAGGAAUGAAAAGAAUCAAGUGCCUUGGAAUGACUCGUGCGCCGCUUCGACCCUGAGCUGCUAGUCGCAAGUGGACGGACCGCGGAUUUGACUGAAUGUGCGGAUUUUUGGUCUUUUUUGCCGUUGAGUAUUUGCUUAAUCCAAAAGCACAGACAAGUUCGUGGUCACAGUGUAAAGAUUUUUGUUUUCGGGAGCCCGUUUUGUAUGAAAAAAACAAAAACAAACCUUUAAACACCCUGCAGAUAAGUUAACAUAACACAUUUAUACAUUUUCAGUUCCCGCUGGUUGAAUUUGUGAUUACAGCCUUUAUCUGUUUUCACUGGCUAUUUUAAUACAUGCAAUACUAACGAAUGAGGUUUACAUAAUGUACAGGAAGAAAAUAACGACGGAUUUAUACCUCUACUUUUUAGCUGCUAUCGCACGCUCAUCGGCCCCUUUUACACAGCCUGCCUUUAGUUUUUGUUUUCCUGUGUGGUUCUUCUUUUCGGAGGUAAUAGCAGAGCCGGCAUUCAGCACUUGUACUUCCAGUUUGUGGUGAAAGCAAUUGACUAAAUGUUUUAUAAGCUUAGCUAUGUUCCUCAUUCUGUAUUAAGAUCAGAGGUGGGUAGAAACGUGCUACAUUUACUCCGUUACAUCUACUUGAGUAACUUUUGGGAUAAACCGUACUUCUAAGAGUAGAUUUAAAGCAACAUACAGUGGG
This is a messenger RNA of Nerophis ophidion (straightnose pipefish), 11875 nucleotides long. RefSeq lists its product as uncharacterized. The coding region runs from base 548 to 10756 and encodes 3402 amino acids. Lineage: Eukaryota; Metazoa; Chordata; Actinopteri; Syngnathiformes; Syngnathidae. Gene Ontology annotation, molecular function: protein binding; protein tyrosine phosphatase activity. The transcript is spliced from 70 exons. The record is from RefSeq and is a predicted model, not a curated record. Gene Ontology annotation, cellular component: cytoskeleton. Gene Ontology annotation, biological process: protein dephosphorylation.